Messenger RNA from Lontra canadensis (Northern American river otter), 2046 nucleotides. RefSeq names its product iodothyronine deiodinase 3 (gene DIO3). Gene Ontology annotation, molecular function: thyroxine 5'-deiodinase activity. Lineage: Eukaryota; Metazoa; Chordata; Mammalia; Carnivora; Mustelidae. The record is from RefSeq and is a predicted model, not a curated record. The transcript has a single exon.
GUGAUCCCUCCGGGCUCAAGUUGCAAGGGGGCGGGCCCGGGCCGGAGGUGGAGUCUCCCGCCAAUUGAAGCCUCGGCUAUAAAUCGAGCUCCCCGUACAGCCAAAGCCCAGAUGCCGCGCCAGGCCAACCCGAGGUUGGUGGUGGGUGAAGGUAGCGGGUCCCAGGGGGCUUCGGGGGCUGCAGCCACCAUGCUCCGCUCCCUGCUGCUUCACUCCUUGAGGCUCUGCGCCCAGACGGCCUCGUGCCUCGUGCUCUUCCCGCGCUUCCUCGGCACGGCCUUCAUGCUCUGGCUCCUGGACUUCCUGUGCAUCCGCAAGCAUUUCCUGGGCCGCCGCCGCCGGGGUCAGCCCGAACCUGCCGUGGAGCUCGACAGUGACGGCGAGGAGGUGCCCCCCGACGACCCGCCUGUCUGCGUGUCCGAUGACAACCGCCUGUGCACCCUGGCAUCGCUGAAGGCCGUUUGGCACGGCCAGAAGUUGGAUUUCUUCAAGCAGGCUUAUGAGGGCGGUCCAGCGCCCAACUCCGAGGUGGUCCUGCCCCACGGCUUCCAGAACCAGCACAUCCUUGACUACGCGAGAGGGAACCGCCCGCUGGUUCUCAAUUUUGGCAGCUGCACCUGACCACCGUUCAUGGCGCGCAUGAGCGCCUUCCACCGCCUGGUCACCAAAUACCAGCGGGACGUCGACUUCCUCAUCAUCUACAUCGAGGAGGCCCACCCCUCGGAUGGCUGGGUCACCACGGACUCCCCCUACAGUAUCCCGCAGCACCGAAGCCUGGAGGACCGGGUCAGCGCCGCCCAAGUAUUGCAGCAAGGGGCGCCCAGUUGCUCCCUUGUCCUGGACACCAUGGCCAACUCCAGCAGCUCGGCCUAUGGGGCCUACUUCGAGCGCCUCUACGUAAUCCAGAAUGGCACCAUUAUGUACCAGGGUGGCCGCGGCCCGGACGGCUACCAGGUGUCUGAGCUGCGCACCUGGCUGGAGCGCUAUGAGGAGCAGCUGCACGGCGCUCAGCCCCGCCGAGUGUAAACAACCAUGGGCCAGUUGGCUGAACUUGACAGGCCAUGCCUUCGAGCCUUCGAAGCCCACGUGCAAAUGCCCCCCAAACAAGUCGGGUGUGCAGAGGGCCCCAUGACACAGAUGUGCUGAGCCAGGGAUCGCCGGCUGGGUCUGCGCCCCUAGCCAAGGCACCUGAAAAUUCUCCCUCUCCUCCCCGGACUCUGAUGCCGUGACUGUCCCUCACCUGCACCUCCCUGGCUGGCUCGAAAUCCCCCUUCUGAGUGUGGAUGCCACCUCUGCCUGGGUCCUCUCCUCCCCCACUCGUCCCCGCGGAGGCCCCUGCUUCUCACACCCCCUCACCAGAGAGAAGAGCCACUGUGCCUUCAGCCAGGUGCAGCAGCCCUCGCGGAGAGUCUCUGGCCAGCCAUCAGUGCCUGCCACUCGCCCUAGGUGCCUGGCACCCACACCUGUCGUUGGCAGGGAGGGGGCGCUCUGCUGCUUUUGUGUCUAUUUCUUGUCCCUGAGUUGGGAAUGGGGGCUUGGGGUGGGGAAGGGUGGCCAGGGUUCCCCCCCCUUAUUUUGGGUGCUCAGGAGCCCCACUGCUGAUGACGAGCUGUCUCUAACUGGUCUUGACCACGAGCUGGUUCUGAAUUGCAGAGGGCUCGCAGCAGCGCCUGAAACGAGGGAGGGAAAGUACUCUGGGCUUCCGGGAGGAAAGCGCCACACAGGGGGUCAAAGAGGGGGGCUGGGGGUGCCGUUCGGUACCAGAGGAAGCCGGCUUGAGAGGCACUGGCGAGGUUCGCAGCGCCCCAGGGAGAAGGAAGAGGCUGGGACUCCUGGGAAACGGGGUGUGGGUGGAGGAGUCCGCGGGAAGAGAGAGAAGGGGAGCGCAUGGAGACCCCGAGUGAGGGGUCUCCUGGGCAGAGCUGCCGGCUGUGGGGCCAGGAAGUGGGAGGCCCCUGAUUCGAAGGCCAUUUUUGAGUGUUUUGCUGGAAAUACUCUCUGUAUAUAAACUUCUUUUACGCUACAAUAAUAAAAGCUUGAAGUAAA